AUGGCGCAGCUCUACACGCUCGAGCCGCAGACCAACGCCAAGGUCCUCCUCAAAACGAACUUCGGCGACCUCGAGCUCGAGCUCUGGGGGCAGCAAGCACCGCAAACCACGCGCAACUUCCUACAGCUAUGCUAUGACAACUACUACAACGAUACGAUAUUCCACCGCCUAGUGCCAGGGUUCAUCCUUCAGGGCGGCGACCCGACAGGCACGGGGCACGGCGGCGAGGCGAUCUAUCCCGGCGGGUUGUUCGCGGACGAGUUCCACUCGCGCCUGAAGUACAACCGCAGAGGGCUCGUCGGCAUGGCGAACUCCGGGAAAAAAAACGAUAACGGAAGUCAGUUCUUCCUGACGCUGGGGGAUACGCGCGAGUUGACGGGAAAGAACACGCUGUUUGGGAAGAUCGUCGGCGAUACGAUAUAUAAUCUGGUGCGGAUGGGAGAGUUGGAGCUGGAGGAGGGAGGCGAGAGGCCGCUGUUUCCGCCGAAGAUUUUGAGUACGGAGGUGCUGGUCAAUCCGUUCGAGGAUGUCAAGCCCAGGGAGGUCAAGAGGAAGGCGGAGGAGACGCUGGAGAAGCCGAAGAAGAAGGUCGUCAAGAAGAAGGGUGGGAAGGCGCUGCUGUCGUUCGUGGGCGAGGAGGAGGAGGAUGCAGCGCCCGUGCUACCCGUCAAGAAGAAGCCGAAGUUCGACACGCGGUUGGUGGUGGAUGCGGGACAACGGCCGGCACCGAAGCCACGGGAGCCACCGGCGGCGGAGGAGAAGGGCAAAGGCAAGGAAGUCCUCCCACCCACCAAACCCCGCCGCACCCCCUCGCCACCGCCGAAAAAGCAAAAGACCUCCGCAGCGGUGCCCACCCGCGCAUCCCGCUCACCCACCCGCUCACCGACCCCACCACCCACGCGCUCCGCACAGCUCCUAGCCCAAACCAACGCGCAGAUCGCGGCGCUGCAGAAGUCCUUGCGGCGGUCUGCAUCGCCGCCUGCCGCGUCGGCAGCCAGCGGCGCCGCCGCAGCAAAAAAGAAAUCCCUGCUGGCCCUGCAGAAAGCUAUGCUCCCACCGACGUCCGUCCAGGGCCGCAAAAAGCUCCGCCGCCGCGGCGACAAGGCCGAGGAUGACGACGAGGCGGCAUUUCUCGCCCUGCAGAAAUUCCGUGCGAAGCUCGCCGCCGCACCACCCUCCCCUCCACCUCCCCCUCCCCCUGCAACCACCACCGACACACACACACCCACAGACUCGGCCAUGCCGGAUGCGGCCGACACCCCCGCCGUGUCCGCCGCCGGCGCCGAUCCCGCCCCGGAACCGGAGGAGGACUCAGACGCGACGCUCUGCGACCUGCAUUUCAUCCCGCACUGCCAGAGCUGCAGCAAGUGGGAUCUGCAGGACGCCGACGAUGACGACGCAGGGGAGGUCACGAGUGACCUGUGGAGCCACACGCUCAGCUUCGAGAAAGAUCGCUUGGGCAAGGAUCUUACUUGGAAGAAGAAGAAUGAGGAACUCGUCGUCAUUGAUCCGAGGGAUAAGGAGAGGGAGAUUUUGGGGAAAAGGAAGGGGCGGGGUGGUGGAGAGGGCGGGUCGAGGGGGGGCGGCGGGCAUAGGGGGGAGGGUCAUCGGGACGGACUGAGGGGUGGUGGUGGCGAGGGCAGCUCGAGGGGGGGCGGACAUCGCGGAGGAGGAGGUGGUGGUGGUGGUGGUGGCGAGGGCAGCUCACGGAGGAGGGAUGAUAGGCGGGACGAUGACCGCGGCCGUGACCGUGACCGUAGGUAGUGCGUGGCAGGAUCGUCGGGCUCGGUUGCAAUCGCAAUACCUAUGCCUACCACCUUUCAAAGGUUUCAAUCUGUGUUGGUGUUUGGUCCCCCAUAUUUGACAAGAGCACGACGUGGUUUCCCAUAGGAUGUAGGUACUCCACGGAUGGAAGAUGGAUGACGGGCCCGUGUUUGUAAAUUGUAAAUUGUAAAUAUAUCAUCUCAUCGACGCAAAUUGUUCCCUCAGUCUUCUUCCAUAUUUCACUCAGGGACUGCCGCGAGCUCCCUUCCGUCCACUCCAACCACAUAAUCCCCUGUCGGUCGGCUUGUUGGCUGCUUGGGUUUGGGUUUGGGUUUGGGUACGCUGUAGAGUACAGUCGUGAUUGCAAUUAUUAUUCAGAAUUCUAGCACUUCCAGAACUUCACUUCACAUCCCAUCACUUGUU
Messenger RNA from Tricharina praecox, 2187 nucleotides. RefSeq lists its product as uncharacterized. Gene Ontology annotation, biological process: protein folding; protein peptidyl-prolyl isomerization. Lineage: Eukaryota; Fungi; Ascomycota; Pezizomycetes; Pezizales; Pyronemataceae. The coding region runs from base 1 to 1764 and encodes 587 amino acids. Gene Ontology annotation, cellular component: catalytic step 2 spliceosome. The transcript has 2 exons. The record is from RefSeq and is a predicted model, not a curated record. Gene Ontology annotation, molecular function: peptidyl-prolyl cis-trans isomerase activity.